AUGCCUAAGGGUCGCCCUCCCGCCAGCCGCGCCGUCACGGUGUCCAAAGCACUAAGUCUGCUUCUCCGUCACGCCGCCGAAAAAGAAGGCCUACCGAUAGAUGCGCAAGGCUACGCCAAUGUGUCUGAUGUGCUAGCAUGGCGCAAACUUAAGUCCCUAAAAGUCACCUUCCCCGAGAUCGUCGACGCCGUCGCCAACUCCGAUAAGAAGCGAUUCGCGCUGCUAUACACCCCAUCUACAUCCCAACCUACACCAACCGCUACAGAACCAACCCCUACAACUACAUCUACAGACCCCACCACAGAAACCGAACCCGAAGUAAAAGAAUCCACUGACACAACCACCACAACCACCGCCCUCGCUGCAACCACCACCGACACCAACCCCACGCACUACCUCAUCCGCGCAACGCAAGGCCACAGCAUCAAGACCGUUGAAGCUGCGCACCUCCUCGAGAAACUCUCCCUCUCCGACAAAGACAAACUUCCGCGCACUGUCGUUCACGGCACAUUCCACUCCGCAUGGCCGGCCAUCUUCUCCUCCGGUGGACUACGCUGCAUGGGCCGCAACCAGGUACAUUUUGCGACAGGGCCAGCAGUGGAAGAUGUGUUGGCGGGAAAUGCGGUGGCCGCGCCGGGACAGGUAAUUUCGGGGAUGCGGAGGGAUGCGCAGGUGCUGAUUUAUGUGGAUUUGGAGAAGGCGUUGAAUGCGGGAUGUCCGUUUUGGAGGAGUGAGAAUGGGGUGAUUCUUAGUGAGGGGAUCAGCAUAAAUCAGAAUGAGGAUGGGAAAGAGGGGGGGAAGGAAGAGAAGGUAGUGCCGUUGGAGUUUGUGGAUGUGGUGGUGGAGCGCAAGAUGGGCAAGAUUUGGGAACGCGGACAGGUGGUGCAGGAGUGGCCGUCGGAAUGGGCGCAAAAGGGGACUAGACAGAAGGGGGGUCCGACGGGAAGGAAUCGUACUUGA
Molecule: messenger RNA, 960 nt
Organism: Aspergillus niger
Lineage: Eukaryota; Fungi; Ascomycota; Eurotiomycetes; Eurotiales; Aspergillaceae
Exons: 2
Coding region: 1-960 (319 amino acids)
Biological process (GO): tRNA splicing, via endonucleolytic cleavage and ligation
Molecular function (GO): tRNA 2'-phosphotransferase activity
Source: RefSeq, a predicted model, not a curated record